ACACAAGCCGUAGUUAAAAAUUUUGAUCCAGAACCAGCUAUUAGCACAUGGAUUAAUAUCUAAAAACGAUGUGCCGGGCCCGACAUAGCCAAUUUGACACCUGUAGCCGCUGCAAUCUUGUCCUCGCUUCUUUUCCACGCCGCCGCUCCCUCUCUCGCCGGGCAAGUCCGGCUGGCAAGAGCAGUUUCUCUACUCCUUCCUCUGUUACUUCUUUUUCUUUUUAUAGAUUCUUGUUUCCCUUCUACCCCAGGAGGCAGCCACCGCUGUCUCUCCUUCCUUACUCCAUUUGACGGAAUCGGCAACCUGGUUGGCCGUCGCUGAUUUCCCUCCCCGUUGUCACCAUUGAUAUGGAAAAAGGCAGGAAUUUAAGAGUUUUUUGGUAUUGAUUUUGCUGCUUUUUUGGUAGUUGAAGCAGGGCACUAGCAGAUCAAUGGCUUUGCUGGGUAGAAAACUCGAGUCCCUAUUAGUUUUAACAUCUCCUUCAUUUGCCCUGCGCAAAUCCAUCAUCGCCCACUCUCAAUCUCUCACGCAAUCGAACAAGAAUGACUCAAUCGUCAAUGCCAUCUCUGAUUCAUUCAAGAAAACCCGUAACUGGGAUACUCUCACCAAUGUUUUUUCUUCUGUCCAAUUAACCCCUUCUCUUGUUCAACAAAUACUUAUCCAACUAAAGCAACCCGAUCAUGCAAGAUCUGCUCUGAACUUCUUUUACUGGUCGGCGAAGACCCAAAGCUUCCAACAUCACAUCUAUUCUUACUGUAUUGCAAUUAAUAUUCUAGUUCGUGCCCAACAACUCUCUGAAGCUAAAAUAUUGCUCCAUUCAGCAUUGAAAACAAGUGCAUCCGAUUCAAAAGGAUCCUGCAUUGUGGACUCUUUACUUAGUAGUUACAACGUUGUUGGUUCCAGUCCAUUGGUGUUUGAUUUGCUGGUUCAGGCCUAUGCAAAGUUGAGAAUGUUUGAGGAUGGUUUUGAGGUUUGUUGUUACUUAGAGAAACAGGGGUUCUGUUUGACCUUGUUAAGUUUCAAUGCUUUGCUUCAUGGGAUGCAGAAAUCUGGUCAAAAUGUGAUGGUUUGGAAGGUUUAUGAGCACAUGAUUGAGAAACGAAAAUACCCCAACGAAAUUACAGUAAGGACAAUGAUUAGUGCUUUGUGUAAGGAAGGAAAGCUGCAAGUGGUUGUGGAUUUGCUGGACAGGAUUCAUGGCAUGAGAUGCUCACCAAUGGUUAUUGUUAAUACAAAUUUGGUGUUUAAGGUUAUAGAAGAAGGCAGAAUUGAAGAGGGUAUGAAAUUAUUGAAGACAAUGUUGCAAAAGAACUUACUUCUUGAUUCCAUUGCUUACUCGUUUGUUGUUUAUGCUAAACUGAAGCUUGGGAAUUUAGAGUUGGCAUGGGAGGUGUAUGAAGAAAUGCUUAAGAGAGGAUUUAAUGUCAACUCUUUUCUGUUUUCAUCGUUUAUAAGAGCAUAUUGUGAAAGAGGAAGAAUUCAAGAAGCAAACAACAUGUUGCAAGAGAUGGAAAAUAUGGGUUUGAAGCCAUAUGAUGAAACUUUUAACCAUCUAAUUGAGGGUUGUGCUAAAGCAGGAGAAAUCAAGGCAAGUGCGAAACAUUGUGAGGAAAUGAUUAGGAGGGGACUUGUUCCAAGUUGUUCCACUUUCAAUGAAAUGGUUAAAGGGCUUUGUGAAAAUGGGGAUUCAGAGAAUGCUAAUGCAUUGUUAACUCUUGUUUUGGAUAAGGGGUUUUCACCUAAUGAAAUCACAUAUUCUCAUCUUAUUGCUGGUUAUGGAAAAGAAGGGAAUAUUCAACAAGUUUUCAAACUCUACUAUGAAAUGCAGUACAGGUCACUAUCUCCUGGAUUACUAGUUUUCACAGCAUUGAUUAGAAGUCUCUGUCACUGUGGAAAAGUAGGGGAAGCGGAAAAGUAUUUAAGAAUAAUGAAAGAUCGUUCUGUAUCCUUGAGUGAGGACAUAUAUGAAGCUUUAAUCACUGCUCACUCCAGAAAGGGUGACAAAAUGAGUGCCGGUGUCCUUCGUAAUGAGAUGGUUGCCAGAGGAAUGAGGCCCCGUAACUAGGGGACUUAUAUAGUAAUUAAGUUAUAUGACUUUUAGCCGCUAGGAAGGGCUGGUGGUUUAUGAUUUAUAGCCAAUGUCAAAACCAAGAGUUUUGGAUGGCAAAGGGCCGGUUGUGGAGUUUCUUUGCCUGUUACCAAUAGACCAAAUUUCAUUUUUUUUUUUUAAUCUUGAAUUAAGGUGAGAAAAAAAAUUGA
Molecule: messenger RNA, 2259 nt
Organism: Durio zibethinus
Lineage: Eukaryota; Viridiplantae; Streptophyta; Magnoliopsida; Malvales; Malvaceae
Product: Pentatricopeptide repeat (PPR) superfamily protein
Biological process (GO): mitochondria-nucleus signaling pathway; chloroplast-nucleus signaling pathway
Cellular component (GO): chloroplast
Molecular function (GO): protein binding
Source: RefSeq, a predicted model, not a curated record